This is a messenger RNA of Schistosoma turkestanicum, 391 nucleotides long. NCBI's taxonomy places the organism in Eukaryota, Metazoa, Platyhelminthes, Trematoda, Strigeidida, Schistosomatidae. The record is from the annotation of a GenBank genome assembly.
AUGAAUCAUCAUCAUGAUUAUUAUUAUUGCUAUUAUCGAUUUCUUUUAGAUCAAACAACCAAUGAACCGAUUACUGACGAGACAUUAACCAAUCUUGACAUUAAUUAUGGCUUUGAAAUGAUUCGUCUAAAUGGAUUACCAGCAUCUACAUUGGAAUUAGCUAAAACGAUUAAUUUCAAUUCAGAAACUGGUGAAUUACAGUUGAAUGAAUUACAAACUCAAUGGAAUUCGCAUAAAGAUGUGAGAAAUCGUAUACAAGCACGUUGUAUCGCUGUUAUUAACUAUCCGCAAACGGAUCAAUAUCCUCAUCAAGGUGUACAACGUUAUGCUAGUCCGUAUUUCCUAGUGAAUGUACCAAAAGAUAUUGAAGCUAUACCGGAUUACGUAGAUG